This is a messenger RNA of Drosophila innubila, 1704 nucleotides long. It is a transcript of the gene Cln3, whose product is annotated as battenin. NCBI's taxonomy places the organism in Eukaryota, Metazoa, Arthropoda, Insecta, Diptera, Drosophilidae. Bases 206 to 1480 code for a protein of 424 amino acids. The transcript has 6 exons. Gene Ontology annotation, cellular component: membrane; lysosome. The record is from RefSeq and is a predicted model, not a curated record. Gene Ontology annotation, biological process: regulation of intracellular pH; lysosome organization.
GGGCGGUUCAGUCAGAUUCAGUCGGUCGCGAAACGUUAAAACGCGCAAAGCGUUGUCGUGUCAGCGACGUUAUCUAAAAGUCUCGGAAACUUUCGGUGUAUAAAUCUAAGAAACAAAUAAUCAACAGCAGACGCAACAUCUUAGAUCAAGUAAUUGAAAGAUAACGUUCUAGUAAAGGUGCGCUGUAACGGAACUCCUGCUAGGAAUGUCGGAGACGAAGCAGCAAGAGGCGGAGGAAAGCGAACACAAUCCUCAAGUGGUUGUGGCUUCCACAAAUGGCGCCCACUCCGUUAGACAUGAUCGCGGUCUGUGGCGGGACUUGACAGCCUAUUGGAUACUGGGUCUGUGUAAUAACUACGGCUAUGUGGUAAUGCUGAGUGCUGCUCAUGACAUCAUAGCACAGUUUAACGAUGAGCCGGCUAAAGAUGUUGGCGCUGAAGGUGGCAACGGACGCGAAUGUCAUUUGGUUUCCACAGGUGCCAUUUUACUGGCGGAUGUAUUACCCUCACUGUUUGUCAAAAUACUGAUGCCCUUCUUUCCCUUCUGGGUCAAUGUACGCAUUGGCAUUGCAGUUGCCUUAUCGGCGGCGGGUUUCCUGUUCGUUGGCUUUGCGAAUGCCGAGUGGAUGGCGUUGUUGGGCGUGGUUAUUACCUCAGCCAGCAGUGGCAUUGGAGAAACCACCUUCCUGGCGUAUUCCUCGAGUUUUAACAAAAAUGUCAUCUCCACCUGGUCAUCGGGCACAGGAGGCGCUGGUGUCAUUGGUUCUCUCAGUUAUGCCACGUUACGUUCCUUGAACGUGAGUCCACGUGAUACCAUGCUGAUCAUGUUGAUCUUUCCUGCAAUUGAAGCCCUUGCCUUCUGGCUGUUACUACGGCGUCCACAAGUUUUACCUGUCACGACCGUGGAAUCGACAGAGGAGCUUAUUAGCGAUGAUAAACCUUUGGUGGGCUUUAAGGAGAAGAUGUCCUAUGUUAAGCAUUUGUUUAAGUACAUGCUUCCGCUGUGCUUGGUCUACUUCUUUGAGUACUUUAUCAAUCAGGGACUGUUCGAGCUGGUUUACUUUGAGAACAUUUUCCUGGACAGAGCCUCGCAGUAUCGCUGGCUGAAUGUGGAUUAUCAGAUAGGCGUCUUUAUCUCCCGCUCAUCGGUCAACAUUUUCCAGCUGAACAAAAUCUGGCUGAUGUCCGUGUUUCAGUUCAUUAACGUUGUCUACUUUCUCACUGAAGUCAUUUGGUUCUACACGCCGAGUAUUUGGAUUGUUUUCACCAUUGUCCUGUGGGAAGGCCUGUUGGGCGGUGGCGCCUAUGUGAACACCUUCUAUCGCAUGUCCAAAGAGAUACCGGCAGGUCGUCAGCAGUUUGCCAUGUCCAUGGUGGUGCAAUCGGAUUCCUAUGGCAUUGCCCUUGCCGGCUUCCUGGCCAUACCCGUCCACAAUGCCAUCUGUGGUCUGCCCGCCUCGGUGCGCGGUGUCGUCUGGUGAUAGGAACAUAGAAGGAGCUCAUAAUGAGUAAUUGAUUAUGCCUUUAAACUAGCUAAUGAGUAGACUCUAGGUGUGUCUGUGCGUCUGUGUAUAUCUGUGUGUUCAUUCUGUAGUAUUGACUGUGUGAUUGUAAUGGGAACUUAGCUGAUAACUAAUUUUUGUCUGUAUCAAUAAUCUAAUUUGUAUAAUUCUUAAAAUAAAUAUCUUAUAAACAUAACUUACAA